AUGAGCAAUUAUAAUGUUAUUGUCAAGCAACCAAAAUCUUUCCGAAUUCUGAUGUUUCAACAUGGAUAUAAAACGAAAGCUGUACACACUGACAACAAAGAACAGCUUACUGGACCAUGGGGUCAACUGUGUAGUAGUAAUGUACACAAUUCAACCCAACCAACUGAUUCCCAUGAUGAUGAUGAUGAUGGCGAAGAUACCGAAAGCAGUGAGGAUAGCGAUAAUGAUGAGGAUGGGGAUGAUGAAGAUGAUGGUGAGUAUGAUACAACCACAUCGAGAUCCGAUUCCACUGAUCUUCGAUGUUGUCUACUAUCAGCGUGUUGUGAAACGUGUACCUGUUGUAAUAUGCCGAAAAAAUGUGAUGUCUUGUAUAAUCAUUUACAAAUUAUGACAAAAGCUUGUCCUGGUGGUUGUCCUACUAUUGUACCGAAACAAGAAGAAGAAGAAUGGAAAUAUCCAAGGUAUAAAGGUGCUAGUGAAUUUGCAAUAUGUCAGUGUUGUUAUUCUCCUGGUGGAAUCAUAUGCAUGAAGUAUUUAGAUAUUUUAUGCUGUCCACUAUGUCCUCUAUGGGAUUUAUGCAAAGGUUUUGAUUAUGGUUAUCGUCGUUUUCGUAUUCAAGUGAUAUUGGAUCGGUAUAAAGAUUCACAAAAACGACAUUAUAUUACUUUCAUAUAG
This is a messenger RNA of Trichobilharzia regenti, 675 nucleotides long. The record is from the annotation of a GenBank genome assembly. NCBI's taxonomy places the organism in Eukaryota, Metazoa, Platyhelminthes, Trematoda, Strigeidida, Schistosomatidae.